GACUGCGGCAGACAUGAUCCCAAUCCUCCUCCUCUUCCUCAGCCUCUUCCCAGCGCCGGCGGCCUUCGCCUUCCCGGGCGUCCCCGUAAGCACCUGCCGCUCCUUCUGCGGCAACAUCACGGUGGACUAUCCCUUCGGCCUGCGCCCCGGGUGCGGCCAUGCGGGUUUCCGCGACCUCCUCUUCUGCAUUAACGGGGUGCUGAUGCUCCACCUCCCCUCCGGCUCCUACCGCGUGCUCGACGUCGACUACGCCUACCGGGGGCUCACCCUCCACGACCCGGCCAUGUCCGACUGCUAUGCCCUCGCCCGCUCCCCCGGCGGCCGCGGAAACGGCUUCAUCGUCGAGCCGUGGCGGGCCCCCUACCUCCAGCCCGACCCGAACAACGUCUUCCUCCUCCUGGGCUGCCACGCCGAGUCGCCACUCUUCCAGGGCUUCCCCGGGAAGCACCGCCCCUGCCGCAAUGUCUCCGGGAUGGGCUGCGAGGAGUAUUACCGCUGCCCGGCCUGGGCGGUGUUCCCCGGAGGCGGAGGGGCGACCUCGAGGAGGGACUCUGCCGCGUACGGGGCUGCGAGCCCGCCGGAGUGCUGCGCGGUGGAGUUCGGGGCGAUCCGGGCGAUCAACCUGAGCCAUCUGGGGUGUGAGGGGUACAGCAGCGCCUACAGCCUGGCCCCCGUGAGGGCGCGGGGCCCUGGGGCCUGGGCCUACGGCAUCCGGGCCACAUAUUCUCUUCCCGCCGAGCACCAGGGCUUCUGUGGGGCCUGCCGGGCCACCGGCGGCGUCUGCGGCUACGACGAAGCCAACAACGCUAACCUCUGCCUCUGCGGGGAUCGGAACUCCACUUCCAACUGCGACUCGGAUGUGGAUUUUGGUGUGGGUGCAGUUGGCUCGUCGAGCACAAGCGUGGAUGGCACGUUGUCCCUGACAAUUCUAGUCGGAGGAAUACUGGUCUCCACGAUUACUUGGAUUCUUGCCUUCUAGAAUCCCAUAAUCCCCUUAUUGAGCUUCUAUCCAUGGCACGAUAUAUGAUACAGAUUCUAUCUUGUAGAUUUGAAUUUUUUUCAUAUUUUCAUUUUUUGAUUGAUGAGACUCUGUUUUAAACUAGAUUCUAUGUCA
Elaeis guineensis (African oil palm) is the source of this 1114-nucleotide messenger RNA. RefSeq lists its product as uncharacterized. The record is from RefSeq and is a predicted model, not a curated record. NCBI's taxonomy places the organism in Eukaryota, Viridiplantae, Streptophyta, Magnoliopsida, Arecales, Arecaceae. Gene Ontology annotation, molecular function: polysaccharide binding.